Paraglomus occultum is the source of this 126-nucleotide messenger RNA. The record is from the annotation of a GenBank genome assembly. Lineage: Eukaryota; Fungi; Glomeromycota; Glomeromycetes; Paraglomerales; Paraglomeraceae.
GAGAAGAUUACUUCACUGGCUGAUAACUUUAGAGGUCGGUCGAAAUAUUUCACACCAGUAAAACAACAAAAUUUCGUGAGAGCAUUACCAGAUUCUCCACAAUUAAAGCUGUUGAUGAAUCAAUAA